CUUAGUCAGCAAGAUUUUGAGAUUCUCGAGCGCCCUGAACUACCAACCUUUAUAGACCAGCUCUUGCAAUUGGCAUCGCAGGCCACAUUCAAGACCGAAAAUGUUCACCAGGGCAUUAAGACGAGCGGUGCAGGAGGUGCGGGUGCCCUCCUUGACACUCCCGCCAACUUUCCUCCUCCCAAGCCAGGCACGAUACUUCAACUCGACAGAACAGCACGUUGAGCCCCCGACCUCGAAGGCUCCGCUGGCUUCGCAUUCUCCUAUCUCGACUGAGGCCAUUGCGUCUGCCACUGGAAUCAAAGCCACCCAGCCGACAGUACCAUCUACUCCCUACGCCGUCACCGAAUCGGUCAAGGAGCUCCUACCGCUGCUCAAUGCGCAACCGUCGAAAUUCAUAACGGCGCUCAUCCACGGCCGACCAUACCUCCUCACAGUAGGAGAUACCGUCCGUCUCCCAUUCCAUAUGCCUGGUGUUGUGCCCGGCGACGUCCUCCGACUCAACCGCGCAUCCGCUAUUGGCAGCAGAGACUACACACUGAAGGGGCAACCACACGUGGACGAGAGGGUGUUCGAGUGCAGGGCUAUCGUGAUGGGGACCGAGGGCGAGCCGGCACGGAUUAAGAUUAAGAAGAAGCAGAGGAAUCGGAGGACGAAGACUGUUAUUAGCAAGCACAAGUUUACGGUGUUGAAGUUGUCUGAAUUGAGGGUCAAGGAGUUGGGGGAGAUUGAGCAAUAGAUGUGCAAUAGCGAGAGGGCAUGCUAAAGGGAUAGCUAGGGGAUUUGAUAGGGGGAAUAGGGAAGGACUAUGUUGUAUGAUUAUUGCAGUAUAUACUGUCAUGCGACGAGAGGCAUGUGUAACUAUCAAUUGUGUUAUUCUAUCUCACUAGAGAGGCAACUGUAAAACGGCACUGCUUUAUAUGCAUGUGAUCGUUUCCUUUUGGCAGCCAGUUUUUACAUGUCUGCGUGUGCACUUAUUACCACUGCACAGAUUAUGUCUAUUAAUUACUGAUCAAAUUUGGGUAUCUCUAUACAUCUGUCUCGACACAUCGUCUAUCUCGUGCUUGAAGGGCCCCCCUUCCAUAAAUGCCCAAUCAAUCCCUUUUCACUUCAAACAACACCUUCGCCAACUCCCUAAUCUCUUCACUCUCAUUCUUGCCCAGCGCAGCCGUAAUCCCCUGCAGCGUCUCAGCAUCCAGUCCCUCCUUCCGCCGACUGUAAAUAUCAAUCCCAGCCGGCGUAAACAGCGUCUUCUGGAAAUACGUCACAGCCCAACCUUCCCCCUCUC
This is a messenger RNA of Pseudogymnoascus destructans, 1285 nucleotides long. RefSeq lists its product as uncharacterized. Bases 101 to 736 code for a protein of 211 amino acids. The record is from RefSeq and is a predicted model, not a curated record. Gene Ontology annotation, molecular function: structural constituent of ribosome. Gene Ontology annotation, cellular component: ribosome; mitochondrial large ribosomal subunit. NCBI's taxonomy places the organism in Eukaryota, Fungi, Ascomycota, Leotiomycetes, Thelebolales, Thelebolaceae. The transcript has a single exon.